CCUGCCGUUCUUCUCUCCUCUUCUCAUUCCCGUCGCCAUGGCCACCAACCUCCCACUGCUGGCAUUCAACGAUGUUUACCGCGUUGUCCAACGUUACGUGCCCCAGCCCGGCUGCGAUGUUGAGGGGCCGCCCGACGCUGAAAUCGGCGUCGGCCAGUUCGGCGAGCUCAUCAACACGCUGCGCAAGAAGUGGAGCACACAGGAGAACGGGACAUUGAACGGUCUCGUACUCUUUGCCGGGGACGUUUUCAAUCCAUCCAUGGAGAGCAGUGUGACCCGUGGAAGCCAUAUGGUGCCUAUCCUCAACGAGCUCAAACUUGACGCCGCAUGCAUUGGCAAUCACGACUUUGACUUUGGCUACCCACACAUGACCAAACUCGUCGGUGACACCAACUUCCCCUGGCUCCUCAGUAACAUCGUCGAUACAAAUACUGGUACAACGCCGGUUCCGCUGCACAAAUUCGUUGUGACGGAGCGGUGUGGUGUACGCAUCGGCCUUGUGGGUUUGGUAGAGGAGGACUGGAUCGCUAUCAUCCCCUCCUGGCCCAACAAUUUCGCUUACCGACCUAUGAAGGAGGUCGGACUGGAGCUGUCCAAAGAACUGCGUGAUCCCAAAGGGCCUCACCGCGUUGACAUCAUCAUUGCGAUCACUCACUCCCGCGUGCCCAACGACAUCAAGCUCGCAAAGGAGCUCGGCGCAGUGUCAAAUCGUGACACGCAGAACGAGCACGGUAUCGAUCUUAUCAUUGGUGGACAUGACCAUAUAUACUACAUUGGCAAGGGUGCCGACUCAUGGGAGGGGUUUGCCGGCCUUCGUGAUAAACCAGGGACGAGAGAGGACGAUGGUGUCCGCCUCAUCAAGAGUGGCACGGACUUCCGCGACCUGAGCGAGGCAUGGCUUGAGCUCUCUCCCCCGAACGAGAACGCUGUCCGCAGGCGUGUUAUCACCGCCCUGACCGGCAAGCACCACUAUGUGACGCCGGCCUCACCCACGUCCCCGGAGCUCGAUAAGCUUGCGAACAACCUUCUCGAGUCUGUCAACAAGACGCUCAAACAGCCCGUUUGCUACACCAUCACGCCUUUCGACGCGCGCUCUGAAGUCGUGCGCACACAAGAAAGCGCUCUUGGUAACUGGGCCGCGGACGUGUUGCUCCACGCCUACGACGAGAGUCUAGUGGAGAAGAACACGCGUAUUCAGUUCGAAAAAGGCGAAGGCGACAAGGAAAGCCUGGCGCUCAAGGAGGGCGCAGAUGCUGUCAUUAUCUGCGGCGGGACGCUACGCGGCGACUCUCAAUACGGCCCCGGGACCAUCACGCUUGGCAACAUUCUGGAGAUCUUCCCCUUCGACGAUCCAGUUGUGUGUCUCGAGAUCGACGGGAAGGGCAUCUGGGAUACACUGGAAAGCGCGCUGUCCCGCUGGCCGGCUCAGGAGGGCCGCUUCCCCAUAGUAUCCGGACUGGCUGUGGACUGGGACCACCGCAAGCCGCCUGGCAAGCGCAUCAACAGCAUUCACCUCACUGUGCAGACGACGGAACAUAAGGACGACGACCAUGACCCAAGCGCCAAAGUCACGUUCGUUGAGCAGCCUGACGGGACCCGCAUCGAGAUCAAGCAGGCGGAGGUCACGCUCGGGGAGGAGAUCAAGAACGUGGAAGGCGGGCGGAUGUACUCUGUCAUUACACGAGAAUACAUGGCGCAGGGCUUUGAUGGCUUCGAAGCGCUCAAGGACCGCCGGAUGAUCGUUGACCACGAGGUGGGACAGAGCAUGAGCUCGAUCAUCCGCUCGUUCCUGCUCGGGUCAUCCUUCAUCUUCAGAAUGAAGCAGCUCGCCGACGCGCACCACGACCACGUUGACCACAUUUGCUCGCGCACGCUCAACGUCCUGAAGCGCCACAGAACUCUGCACCGCUCCCCUGAAAACUCGGUUGCGAGCUCGCCCGUCAAGGCCAUGUACGGGCACCGCUUCGUGGACUCUCCCACUGCCUCACCGGUCCAGACGCACUUCAUGAGCGUUGACACCGAAGAGGAAGAAGGCAUGACGGCCUCACUCACGGCGUCCACCUGGGUCAGUCUCCGACGCCAUGUCAUCGAGCACGACUGGGUUACCAUCCGCGAGGCGAUGCACAUGGCCAAGCACGAGCACAUGAGCGACGUGGAUCCAUGCGAUGGCCGGCAUCUUCGUCGCAAGACGAUUUUGAACAUCGGCGACAAGACGCCGCGCACCGCCACACCAACGCCGGGCAUGCUGGUGGACGCGAAGCGCAAAGCUGAGCUCAAGGACCUCGGGUCAGAUGUUGCCAUCGUCUCGCCCCAAGUCGAUGGUCGCAUGCGGGACAUCGCAGCCGACCAGCACGAAUAAGGGCGGUGUCCACGUCCCAUACUGGUGUCGUAAUUGCAUGCAUCCAUGUAUUAGAUCUCCUUCCACCCCGAGUCGAAGCCGCGGGGGCCAGCCCCUCCCAACCCCGCAGAGACGAGGCCGAGGCCAAAGACGCUGGCAGACGCCCGAGAACCAGCCCCCCUCUUCGCGCUCCGUCAUGCGCUUUUUCCGGGGCGCAGCCGUCUCCUCGGUAAUGAUCCGCCAUAAUGCCUCGACAAUACCGACGUAGUCGCGCUCGCGCAGCGGCACCACACUGCGGAAGU
This is a messenger RNA of Cutaneotrichosporon oleaginosum, 2640 nucleotides long. The record is from RefSeq and is a predicted model, not a curated record. NCBI's taxonomy places the organism in Eukaryota, Fungi, Basidiomycota, Tremellomycetes, Trichosporonales, Trichosporonaceae.